Messenger RNA from Dothidotthia symphoricarpi CBS 119687, 798 nucleotides. RefSeq lists its product as uncharacterized. The coding region runs from base 1 to 798 and encodes 265 amino acids. The transcript is spliced from 2 exons. Lineage: Eukaryota; Fungi; Ascomycota; Dothideomycetes; Pleosporales; Dothidotthiaceae. The record is from RefSeq and is a predicted model, not a curated record.
AUGUACUACCUAAUCCACACCACGUACCACUCCCGUCCAUACGUGUCAAUCAUCCCUUUCAUAGCACGAGACUUCCGCAAGUGGGGAUAUCGCGUCGACAGCUAUACCAGCGACUCGCCAUACAUUGCCGAAGUCAAGCUGCGCGAGAAAAUUGCGGGUCCGGGGAUGGGGAGGACGGAGAUCAUGGAGAUCUGGGCGAGGGAGGUUGUGGGGCGCAGGUGGCAAGGGCAUAUAGCACAGCAGAGUGAGGUGGAGGGAAUGGUGGAAGAGGGGUUGUCGCUGCUUGAGAAGCGAGAGGCGCGGGCGUCGGGUAUGGUGGGGGACUUUGUUUUUGGUGUUGCUGAGUUUGGUAUAUCUCCUUCUGUACAUACCCCUCUCAACGCGGCCCAACACCCCGUACCAACAGGCCCCCUGGCUUUGAUCAACAAGUACAUGCGCCUCUUGAACUGCACGAAAUACAUCCCCAACGCCACACUACCCCCCUGGUCGACUCCCGACAUCACCAUCGCCGAUCAGAUCAUCAUAGAGUUCCGCUUCCAUGAAGCUUUCAGAAGAGCCCACCUUGUGCAGGCCCUGGUCAAGACAGUGAACAAGAAUCGUGGGCGGAUGGGCAGGGUUGAGAAAGAUACCAUGACGGGUGUUACGAGAGUGCUUAUGUUUGUUUGUGUUGGUGAUUGUUUGGGGGUGGAGGGGGGCCAGGAGCCAGAGAGUAAGGAUCCGGUGCCGAAGUAUGAGAGGGUGGAGCGGCCGCCGCCGUAUGUUGAAGAUGUGGGUUCGUUGGCGGUGGAGAGGACUUGA